Messenger RNA from Xyrauchen texanus (razorback sucker), 3298 nucleotides. RefSeq names its product protein phosphatase 1, regulatory subunit 3Aa (gene ppp1r3aa). Gene Ontology annotation, biological process: regulation of glycogen biosynthetic process. The record is from RefSeq and is a predicted model, not a curated record. Lineage: Eukaryota; Metazoa; Chordata; Actinopteri; Cypriniformes; Catostomidae. The coding region runs from base 35 to 2854 and encodes 939 amino acids. Gene Ontology annotation, cellular component: protein phosphatase type 1 complex. Gene Ontology annotation, molecular function: protein phosphatase 1 binding; glycogen binding. The transcript has 4 exons.
CUGCCUGACACUACCCAUCCAGCAUUGACCAGGCAUGUCUGCAGAAGAACGUGCACCUUUUGUGGUCUCUUGCAACCUGGAGUCUCCCAUCUGCAGAGACUGGGUAAGGCAAGGCAAAGAAGAAAAGGAGGCAAAAUCGGACCAGACAUGGGAAGGAAGUUCUGCAGAUGAAUCUGAGGAGCUGGAGCUGGAACCCGAGCCGCCACCAGCAGCUGUGCGGAGAAAGGUCUCUUUUGCAGAUGCUUUCGGCCUGGACCUGGUUUCCGUGAAGAAGUAUGACAGCCGAGAUUCAAGAGGGCAAGAUUUAUUUGGGUUAAUAGGGACAGAGAACAGAGAGGGUGAGGAAUAUCGCAUGUCCUGCCUUUUUACUGUCCCGGCUUCGGACCAGGAGCUGGAGAUGAAAAUUCAGAAGCAGAAGCUUGAGUUGGAGAGCAUAAAGCUGCUCCCUGAAUCCACGGCUAUCCAAGGCAUCAUCCGUGUUCUCAACCUUUGCUUUCACAAGGCCGUAUACGUCCGGACAACACUGGACAGUUGGCAGAGCCACUUCGACCUGCAGGCAGAGUAUAUGCCUGGCUCCAGUGAUGGCGAGACGGACCGCUUCGCCUUCCAGCUUAUGUUAAUGCCUCCGUUCCAGGCUAAAGAGAUGCGGGUGGAGUUUUGUCUGCGUUAUGAGAGUGCUGUUGGGACCUUUUGGGCCAACAAUGGAGGCACAAACUACAUUGUCUUCUGCCACCAAAGAUGUAGGGGUGAUCUGAAAGAAAAAGAGAGAGAAAGGGAGAAGGUAAAAGAGGAGAGUAACCACAAAGGUAUCAGGAGCUGCCUGAAAACAGUCAGUAAAAAUAUCUGCACGGAGACGGAGGAGACGCACGCAGAGGCGAGUGGGGAGAUCUCAGAGCAAAUCACAUCCAGUAUCGGGCAUAGAUGGGAAAGCACAACAGAUGAAGAGGCAGGAAUUACUCCCCCCAAAUUCCUAAAGGACUGCUGCAAAACUCUGGUGGAUCGGCGUAGGACACGUCGGGCUGCUCGUUUGGCACAUGUGCAGGACUAUUUCUCUCAAAAAGCGAAACAAGAAACCACCUCCAAAUCGUCAACCAUGUCCAUCCCAAAACUGAAUACUCCAAGUAGAAGAGAUUUGCCAAUAGUCCACACCCUACAAGGACACCGUAUGGACACAUCACUGAUGUUAUUAAACCAAAUCCCUUUGCUUUCUCUGGGCUGGGGUGGCAACAAAACAGCACUUACCCAAGCAAACCCUACAGAUGUCUGCAAUGGAACAAACCCAGAAAACCAUCCAGUUGAUGAUCAGCCAGCAAAUGUGGCUUGUGAUACCCAGGAAGUGUUUCUCAGUGGCUCUGAUACAACACACAGACAAAAAGAUACACAGGACCAACAGUGUAUUCCUCAAGAGUCUGUUUGCUCUCACUUUAGCCAAUUUCAAUCAGUCUCAAACAUAAAUGAAGGGGCUGAGAAAGAUACAUCUCUAUCCAUGACCACUACUGAGCAAGAAUUAUUUUACUGGAGAGCAGCAGAAAUUCUAGAAUCGGUUCCCAGUGAGCAAUUAAACGACUUGAGCUCUGGCCAUUCUAGAGAGCCGGUUUUGGGUUACCAGCAUGUGGAAGAGCCAAGAGUCACUCCUGUAACAUGUUCUGCUCAGGGAUCAGAGACAAAGAGGGCAGUAAGAGAGUUAGAAAGGUCUGGUGACCACCAAACCCCACAUCAUGAGCACACAAGCAGACCUUUGAGCCAAGGCAUGAGCCCAGGGGAGGCAGUACCUAGCACAUUUGACACAGACACUCCAAAUUCCAAAGUCAGAGAUGGAAUCUUGCCUGAAGAAUUCAUGGGCUGCUUUGACACCUCAAACACUGAAGCAAAGGUUAAAGAAAAAACACAUAUAGCCGUGAAUGACUCCUUGACAUUUACAGGGAUCAUUGACGAGCCAUUUGAAGAUAGACAGAAAGUAGAAUCUUUGGAAAAGAAGGAUAUAGACAAAGACAGAGAGCUAAAGACGGUGAAUGACGAUGAGCAGGUGGAAACAUGGGCAUUUCAUACAGAGCUACGUGAAGAGGAAAUGGAAAACACUAGAAAAGACCAGGAUGAGAAGACGUUAGAUGAGCGCAAAGGAAUAAAGAGCAUUCCAUUGUGCGAUGAGAACAAACUAGGCAUGUUGAAUGAGAAUCGGAAAGACAAUUCAGAGCUUCAGAAAGAUGACAAGGGGCAUUUAGAAGCUGCAAAUGAAAGACUUUACAAAAAGGAGGAGAAAACUGGCGAUAAAGAGGAGGAAAUGUAUUCAGAAACCAAACAAGUGCGAGUAGAGGAGUCCAAAGUGUUGGGCGAGAAUCAAUCAGAUGGAGAAGAGAGAGAUGUUGAUGAUUUCAAGACAUGUCACCAGCCUCAUGAUACCCCAAACACACACAUUAACACGCCCGACCACAUAUCAAGCUAUCAAACAGUUAGUAUAGACCUAUUUGAGCACCUCAGUUGGACAACACCUGUAAAGGAGAAAGAGGCAAGAGAUGAUUUUGAAUUUGGAAGUACUCUCAGAAACAGAGCAACUCAUGAAUCCCUGGAUGAAGUAGAUGAACUCCCCAUUACGUUAACCAGCGUUCAUCUGUCCUGGGUGGGUGCCACGGACAGUAUGGGCAGCAACAGCAGGCUAUUGUCAUGGCGGCAAGAGUUCUGCUCUCUUGGUUAUGUGUACGCCAUUCUGUUUAUAAUCUUUUUAACUGCUUAUCUGUAUGACCUACCGACCUGCUUGGCCCUCUAUUUGUCUUCUCUGUGCUGGUGGCAAGAAAAGGCAAGAAACAGCACAGGGCUGAGUCCAGACAUCAACUUGAUGUCAAAUGAAAUAACAUGAACUUGAUGUCAAAGGGCCCAUCAUCGCUUGACAAAGAAAAAGUGUUUUAAUAAUGAGUGCCAUUUAUUAUGGGGCUUUUUUGUGUUUGUCGCUUGUCAUUUGUGUUCACACAAACAAACAAAUAAACUCAAGUUCAGUCAGUGUUAAUCAAUCAAGACCCAUUUGAAGCAAAAUCUUUCAAAACUGCACUUAGAUUACCUUUACUUAAUAAUUUUGGCAGACGCGUUCCCCUAAACUUUCAUUAGAAAAGAAGCAUUGAUGAGUAUGGCAGGGCGUGCUUUAAGCCUAGUCAAACUCCCCACCUGCCACUGUCCCCGGGGCAGUGAGGCCCCGCUUUCACGGUCCGUAUUCAUACUGAAAAUCAAGAUCAAGCGAGCUUUUGCCCUUCUGCUCCUCCUGCGUUACCGUAUGACAGGUGUACCGCCCCAGUCAAACUCCCCACCU